AUGCAGAACAUGUCGAGGCGCUUUGGCCGCAUGACAACCAAGUCAUCUGCAGACGACAGCCAAAUCGCUGUACUCCUCAAGGACUUCGACGAUGCAGACAUGCUUCUGGGCAAGAUCGUGGAAUCUACUCAAGCCUGGCGCGAUGCUUGGAUCUCUAUCGCGACGCACCAGAGUCGUCUUAUCGACGAGUUCGACGGCCUCUAUGGCCCUAUUGUUGGCUCCUCCGAAACACCGUCCAACCAUAAAGCCGUGGAUACAGAUCCUAGCAAAUUGGCUCGAACGAAUCGAUUGCGGAAAGAAUAUGAUGAGCUCCGUACCGAUAUUGUGGAGGAGCUCGGUGCUGUUGAUACUCGCAUGACCCAGCCAGCUGCGCAUGCCAAAGAAUCCCUGGCACCAAUGAAAAAGACAAUCAAAAAGCGCAAUGAAAAGAAGAGCGAUUUUGAAAUCUCUCAAGGUCGUGUUGAUAGCUUGAUGAGAAAAUCCAAGCGCACUGAUCGCGAAAAUGCAAGCCUGGCAAAAGCAGAGGCAGAACUCGCCAAUACGAAAGAGGCAUACCAAGCUGCCGACCACGAUCUACGACAGCGACUUCCGACACUGGUCGCUCUCAUCUUCUCUUUGACACCAUACCUCCUUGAAGCACAGAUUGAGAUCCAAAACCGCAUGCUUGCAACUUAUUACACAGUUCUCCAUACCUUUUGCGAAGAAGAGGGAUUCGAAUCCCCGCCGCCAGCCAUGGAACAAGUGGUCCGGGACUGGAACUUUGCUUUCCACCCAAUUCAAGCCCAAAUCGAAAACUUCGGCUGCUUGGCCCAAGGCAAAACCUUUCGUCGAGCGUCGGCUGACCAGGAAAACAAAAAGCGCCCCUCAAUGGGUAGUCGCGUACACAGCACCGCCUCAUCGACCUCCUUGGGAAGUUCAUUCCGCAAGGGAUCACAAACACCAGCAUCAUCGACCCAGACCCCAUGUGUACCAGAAUACCCUCCUUCUCCACCCCUGUCAACGAUUAGCCAUAACAGCAAUCCAAUUCCUGUUGGAAACGCUGCAAGUUCCAAGCCCCUCUCCUCCGGCGGCGACUACUUCGAUCCUCCGCGUCCGACAUUCCUGCCAACCCCACAGCCCACUCCUAUGCCGGCUGGUGUGGUGAGAUCUCCCGCUGGGCCUAACAUCGACUCUUUUCAGGCCAAGGUCAGGCCCGCGGGCGGUGCAUCUCAGAAUUCCAUGGCUGCUGUAAUGGAGAAAAAGAGACCGCCGCCGCCGCCACCGGCGUCUUCUCGUCCAGUGUUUGUUACAGCCUUAUAUGACUUCGCCGGUCAAGGGGAUGGUGAUCUGGUCUUCCGGGAAGGCGACCGCAUCCGCGUUGUGAAGAAGACGAAUAGCACGGACGACUGGUGGGAAGGUGAAUUACGGGGGCAGCGGGGACCAUUCCCUGCAAACUAUGUUGAGUGA
This is a messenger RNA of Penicillium paradoxum, 1446 nucleotides long. Its product is annotated as BAR and SH3 domain-containing protein. Gene Ontology annotation, biological process: endocytosis; actin cortical patch localization; plasma membrane tubulation. The coding region runs from base 1 to 1446 and encodes 481 amino acids. Lineage: Eukaryota; Fungi; Ascomycota; Eurotiomycetes; Eurotiales; Aspergillaceae. Gene Ontology annotation, cellular component: medial cortex; mating projection tip; Rvs161p-Rvs167p complex. The record is from RefSeq and is a predicted model, not a curated record. Gene Ontology annotation, molecular function: lipid binding; protein binding. The transcript is spliced from 4 exons.